Messenger RNA from Doryrhamphus excisus (bluestripe pipefish), 2147 nucleotides. The record is from RefSeq and is a predicted model, not a curated record. NCBI's taxonomy places the organism in Eukaryota, Metazoa, Chordata, Actinopteri, Syngnathiformes, Syngnathidae.
AGACCGUAGUAAACGUUAUCGUUGGAAAAAGGUAAUACUAUAAGAUACUAUAAUACUAUAUGAUAAUACAGGUUUGAUUGCAGGUGCUGAAUGGCUUACUUCUCUGGCAUCCAUUAGAUGGUCCGGCAGCAGGGACCGCUUGCUGGAGUAGAGUGACGAGCCCUUGUGGGUCUGCCAGUUGAACAAGGCGGCAGGGUUCUGGCUGGUUCGGCGAAGGGACAUGGGGGAGCUGCUGCUGCCUUGAGACACCAUGGAGUAGCUGCGUGACUUGGGUGGAGGAUUGCUCUACGCCGAAACACACAACAUGAAAUGAGUGGAAAUGUGUUGUUCCUGAUUCACUGGCACUGCGUGGGCGUAUAAGGAAGUUACGAUACACGGAAGAAAUGAAGUAUUGUUACACUACAGCUCAUAGUCUGAAAAGCGUCACAGGAGACAAAAUGCCUGGGAAAAAAGUCUGCAUCGUGGGAUCAGGAAAUUGGGGCUCUUCAAUUGCCAAAAUUGUCGGAUGCAACGUCAGAUCUUCCAACCGGUUCGACCCAGUGGUCAACAUGUGGGUUUAUGAGGAAAUGGUCUCUGGGAGAAAACUGACGGAGAUUAUCAACACAGAGCAUGAAAAUCUGAAAUAUUUGCCAGGCCACAAGCUGCCGAGGAAUGUGGUGGCUGUUCCAGACAUUACUCAUGCCGUGAAAGGAGCCAAGUUGCUGGUUUUUGUCGUCCCGCAUCAAUUCAUCGGCUCGGUUUGCGACCAGAUAAAACCUCACGUUGCAGAUGGAGCUAUCGGCAUCUCCCUCAUCAAAGGCAUUGACGAGGGUCCGCAUGGACUGAAGCUCAUCUCGGACAUCAUUCGUGAGAAACUGGAGAUAGAAGUCAGCGUGCUGAUGGGAGCCAACAUCGCUAGUGAGGUGGCUGACGGGAAGUUCUGUGAAACCACCAUCGGCUCAACAAAUGAGGCAAACGGGCUUGUCUUCAAAGAGCUGUUCCAGACUCCUAAUUUUCGCAUCACUGUGGUGCGGGAGAGCGACACGGUGGAGCUGUGUGGAGCCCUGAAGAACAUUGUGGCAGUGGGGGCGGGGUUCUGCGACGGCCUCGGGUUCGGGGACAACACCAAGGCGGCGGUGAUCAGGCUGGGUCUGAUGGAGAUGGUCGCCUUCGCCAAGUUGUUCUGCCAGGGCCAAGUGGACUCCAGCACCUUCCUGGAGAGCUGCGGCGUCGCUGACCUCGUCACCACUUGCUACGGGGGUCGAAACCGCAAAGUUGCGGAGGCCUUUGUCAAAACAUCUAAGUCCAUCACAGAGUUGGAGGUCGAAAUGCUCAAUGGCCAGAAACUGCAGGGCCCACAAACGUCCGCUGAGGUCUACAAGAUGCUUCAGAAGAAGGACCUGGUCAGCAAAUUCCCGUUGUUUGCAGCCAUUUACCUGAUCUGCUUCGAGGGCAAAGAGGUGAAGGAGUUCAUCACCUGCCUGCAGAACCACCCGGAGCACGUUUAAUGGGACUCGAAUGUGUGCGAGAGACCCUUUCUGCUCCUCCUGUGGAUAUUUGUGACCUUUUAAAGGACGAACAAAACCAGCAUUAUUUCUUUCAUUUUUUUCAAAUGUAACGUAAUAUCUGUCUUAGUUGAACGUUUUUCCAGCAAGGACCGCAGGGGUUAUAUCUUAUCUAUGUCCAGAACAAUAAUGCAUCUCAGCUUCGUGUUACAGGUGAAAAAGUGUAUUUCUUGUAUGAACUUUGGUCUUUGCUCUUAAUUUGCACCUAGUUUUGCUGCUUUUUUUCUGAAAUAGUCUUCAUGAAUUUCAUUUUAUAGUAUUAUGGCUUUAUUCCCAUAAUAUUUUGACUUUAUUUACAAAAUAUUCAAACAUUUCCCCCCUAAAAAUUACACAUUUAUUUAGAUAUUUAUUAUUUUUUUCUCAUUACAUUAUAUGUUUAUUCUUGGAAAAUUGUGACUAGAAUAUACCUUUAUUUUUAAUAUAUAUUUUGACUUGUAAAAUUACAGCAUUUUUUUGUGCAUUUUUGCUGUUCUUUAAAAUUGUUUUAUUCCCAGAAUUAUUACUUCAUUCCCAAGAUAUUUUGACUGAAACCCUUGUAACAUUAUGCCAUUUUCUGCAAAUUAAUUUUCCAAAAAAAAGUACAACUUCAUGUGUUCUUUUGUU